AGUAAUUUUCUAUUCAAUAAAGAAAAUAUAUUCUCUUUAUUAACUUGAUUGGAAAAAAACAAUUAUCAACUU
Molecule: messenger RNA, 72 nt
Organism: Closterium sp. NIES-67
Lineage: Eukaryota; Viridiplantae; Streptophyta; Zygnematophyceae; Desmidiales; Closteriaceae
Source: the annotation of a GenBank genome assembly